UCCUUUGAAGUGCCUGGUAGUAAAUAAAGGCGCAUGAUUUACAAACAUGGCUGAAGCCAGAAAUACCUUUCCAUGUCUGUCCUCUCUGUUUACCAAUUCAGGUUUCCAAAACCGGAGGGAGAAUCUCCCUGGCGUCAGUGACCUACUGAGACAACUUUCCAGCUGAGAAUGGAGCUGGUGAGCAGGCGAGACCCCCACCUCCGAGAGGUCCUGUGGUUUGCGGUGUGCUGCAGAGCCCUGACGCUCCUGCUGCAGGCUCUGUUUAACCUCCUGAUCCCAGAUCACGCUGCAGACGCCUUCUGUCCCCCUCGCCUGUCCGAGCCUGGCCUGUGGGACCUGCUCUUGGAGCGGCUGCUGGGAGGCCUCUCGCACUGGGACGCGGAGCACUUCCUCUUCAUCGCCGAGCGUGGUUACCUGUACGAGCACAACUGCGCCUUCUUCCCGCUGUACCCCCUGAGCGUGCGCGCCGUGGCCGAGCAUUCCCUCUCCUCUGCCCUGGCAGCCGCUGCCCUGUAUAAGCUGGGCUGCGUCGUGCUGCAGUGUCGCCGGGCAGCUUUCCUUGCUGCCGUUCUCUUUUCUAUCAGCCCUGCCAACGUGUUCAUGGCAGCUGCUUACUCGGAGAGCAUGUUUGCCUUCCUGGCCUUCAGUGCCAUGUGGCAACUGGAGAAGGGGCAGAGCUGGCUCAGUGGAAUGCUCUUCUCCCUUGCUUCUGGGGUGCGUGCCAACGGGCUUAUUAAUGCCGGCUUCUUUCUCUACUCCUGCAGUAAAUCCUUUGCCCUCCAGCUCCAGGUGGGUUCGGGAUCGCUAAGGAAGCUCCCUCCGUUGUGGAAGCAACUCCUUAGCACGGCAUCUUCAGCGGUUCUGAUGUGUGCUGGGAUUUUUCUACCUUUUGCUUUAUUUCAGUAUUAUGCCUAUGUGAGGUUCUGUGGUCCUGGCGCCGGCCCGGAGCAGACCGUUCCCAGGCCGCUGCUGCAGCUGGCUCUGGACAAGGGCUAUCGUCUGGCGGCCCUGAACGGGGUUAAACCCCCUUGGUGCUCCCACCGGUUCCCUGUGGUCUAUUCCCACAUUCAAGACGCUUACUGGAAUGUGGGCUUUCUAAGGUAUUUUGAGCUCAGGCAGAUACCAAAUUUCUUGCUUGCUUUGCCUGUCACACUUCUGGGCUCGUGGGCUGCCUGGACCUACGUCAUUGCAGACCCCCGGCACUGCCUAACUCUUGGUCUAGAGAGAAGAAAGAGUGAAGAGGGUAAACCAAGAGCUGGAUUUUGCUGCCCCGCUGUCUUCGUGUACAUGGUCCAUGCCACGGUCCUCCUGGUGUUUGGAUUCUUCUGCAUGCACGUGCAGGUGCUGACCCGGUUCCUUGGCUCCUCCUCUCCCAUCCUGUACUGGUUCUCCGCUCACCUCCUUCAGGAAUACGAACCUUUGCUCUGGAGCGAAGGGACUGAGAAUCAAAUGGCAGCACCUCACUCCGAGAAGUCUCGUCUCGGUAAAUCUCCCGGUUCCUGUGGGAAAGGGACUUCCGAGAACCCCGUUGUGAGGCUGCUGAUGAACUGUAGGUUAAUUACUCCCCUCAGCAGAUGCAUUCUUGGAUUCUUCCUGUCCUACUGGCUGCUGGGACUGAUUCUGCACUGCAACUUCUUGCCGUGGACGUAGUGGGGGCGUGUAUCGGUACGGAUGGGCCGUGGGGCAGAAGCACGGGUGAAGAAUCGAGACUCGCUUUUUCUAAAAAGCCCGCUAUGUGUGUAACGGUGCUGCUGUCUGGGUUACAAAGGCGUUACUCCUCGGUUACUACUGACGUACAGAGCUGUGUUUGCGGCGAUGCUACGGCGUCCCGCUGUCAUU
Molecule: messenger RNA, 1839 nt
Organism: Egretta garzetta (little egret)
Lineage: Eukaryota; Metazoa; Chordata; Aves; Pelecaniformes; Ardeidae
Gene: PIGV
Product: phosphatidylinositol glycan anchor biosynthesis class V
Exons: 3
Coding region: 169-1650 (493 amino acids)
Biological process (GO): GPI anchor biosynthetic process
Cellular component (GO): endoplasmic reticulum membrane; mannosyltransferase complex
Molecular function (GO): GPI mannosyltransferase activity; alpha-1,6-mannosyltransferase activity
Source: RefSeq, a predicted model, not a curated record